UGCCGAGAAAUUCUCAGAAGCUGUAGACAAAGCAGCAGAACGAAUAGAGGCCGUUAUUCCAAGGCAUUAUGCCCGUUGGGGAGCAGAAGAAAACGACUGGUAUGAAGAAGUGGAUAUCGUCAAAACCUACGUUGAAGAAAGACCACCCUUUGCCCUAUCUCAAGUUCAGCAGUUUCAUGGUUUGGCUGAUAAAGCCAAUAUUCAACUGAAUGUUUAUCCGCCACAGGCGGGAAAAAUCGAUUUGAAUUCCAUUUCGUUGAGGAAAUUCCCAUUCAAGGGUGUGUAUUUUGAAGACAUUGCCAUCCAGAUGGAAAUAGUCGAAAACCCUGGUUUCGAGUUCAGUCAUUGGGAAACCAACAGAACUGAUUUUGACGGGUCAACGGCAUAUAGCCGAAAGUUUUUCCCCACAAAUGGAGAUACGGUUACGGCCAUUUUCUCGGGUUCGAGCCAAUACAACGAACUUGAGGUUUAUCCCAACCCAUCGAAUGGCAACUUUACGGCACAAUUUGUAACCGAUAAGCGCCAGAAGGUUCAAGUGCUGCUUUACGAUUUGACUGGCUCGCUCAAGAAAGAAUUAUUCAAUGGUCAACUUUUGGGUGGAACACAUCAAUUAGACCUCGAAAUUCAAGAGUCGCUUCAAGGAAUUUACUUUCUCACCGUUCUUACAGAACGAGAAAGAUUCUCUGAGAAAAUCGAUGGAACUGUUAAGGAAACUGGAUUCUUCAAGGAUGGUAUUCCAGAAGGAAAAUGGUUGACGUUUGCGGCAGAUGGAGAGAAAACGGCUGAGCUGAACUACCAAGAUGGAAAGCGCCACGGAGAGUUCCGAGUAUGGGAUGAAUUUACCCAAGCUUACAUGGAGAUUAGCUAUGUUAACGGAGAAAUGAUAAAGGCAAACAAAUGGGUUAAAGCAGAAGAUUUUGCUUCAAUAAACAAAUAA
Trichoplax adhaerens is the source of this 937-nucleotide messenger RNA. RefSeq lists its product as uncharacterized. The annotation marks the transcript as partial. Lineage: Eukaryota; Metazoa; Placozoa; Uniplacotomia; Trichoplacea; Trichoplacidae. The transcript is spliced from 2 exons. The record is from RefSeq and is a predicted model, not a curated record.